AUGGUUCUUAUAUCUAUUAAGUGUUUAUUAUUUUUUAUGUGCUUAUUUGUUUGUAAUUACGAAUCCUACAAUAAUCCUUUUGAACAAAGAAUAUAUAAAAACAAGAAUUUAAUAAAUAACAGAAUAAAUAGAAAACUAGCAACGUUAAACAGUACACAAAAUAGAAGAAAUUUAGGAAAGACAAAAUUAAAUUUAAAAUGUAAAGAUGAUUUAAAUGAAAGUAAAAAUUGUAUAACAAUAAGCGACAAAAAGGGAAAGAAAGAAAAUAAAGAAAAUAACAAUAAUAAUAAUAAAAAUAAUAAUAUAUUUAAUAAUUCUAACGAUAAUAAUUAUGAUGUAUAUGACAUAGAGGAAGAAGUAAAAAAAACAUACGAUAAUCUAGAACAAUUAAUAGAACAAAAUGUAGAUGAACCUGAAGAAAUAUAUAAUAAGGAGAAAAAAUCAUUUUUUAAAAGAUCUUUUUUAUUAUUAAAAAUAUUUGAUAAUAUUUUUAUACAAAAAACCAUAGACAGUCGAGCACAAAACCAAAGAUCUGAUAUACAUGAAGAUAUAAAAGCAAAUUUAUGUAUACUUUCUGCUGGUAUCCCGAUGACAGCAAUACCAAUAUAUAUGUAUCUAAUAAAAAGAAUGGAUUUUUUCUGCAUUAAACCUUUAACUGAAUAUUAUUAA
Messenger RNA from Plasmodium gaboni, 669 nucleotides. Its product is annotated as putative exported protein. The coding region runs from base 1 to 669 and encodes 222 amino acids. The record is from RefSeq and is a predicted model, not a curated record. The transcript is spliced from 2 exons. NCBI's taxonomy places the organism in Eukaryota, Apicomplexa, Aconoidasida, Haemosporida, Plasmodiidae.